AUGGAUUCCCCCAAGUCUAUCCGAAAGUCUCCUAGACCUCCAAUAAAGCAAGAUACAAGUCCUGUCCGCCAGCCUUAUUCAAUGACGUUGAGGGGUCCACGCCGGUCAGGUAUGAUUCAAGGCUUCAAAGAACGAUAUGCACCUUCUCUUUCUCCAACUGUGGCUAACAGUACGCUUCAAGUCGGAAGGAGUAACGGCAUCGUUGAUACCUUACAUUCAAUCAUUCAACCUACCAGUUUGACUCACAUUAGCGAAGAGUUCCACGAACAGGGUAUGCCAGGAAAGGGAGUUAACGACUCCGAUGAAUAUGAAGAUGAUCUUUCUAUUUUAACACCACUGUCAAAAUCUUCUAAGGUCAUGGAUGAAACUAUAACGUCAAAGGAUGCGAUAUCAGGACAGCAAGAUUACACGGGCGUCGUCGAGAAUCUACAGCUGAACCCAUUUCAAUUCAUGGCAGAUCAAAUCUCCGUGGCAAAUGUCAAAGCACAAGUAGAGGAUCUCAACAACACCAUCGACAAUAUGAUCAUGAGCAUCCUGGAUUGUAUCAAACCAAAGCCUAUGAAAAGAGUUACAGGACAAAAUUAUAGAGCAUCAAUUACAGAAACGAAGUUCUCUGUGAUUUCUAAAGGCCAAAACAACGCAUUAGUUGCCCUGUACGAUGCCAUGGUCGAAUAUUCCCGUAAUGAAAGUUCAAAGGGCCGAAUUUUGGACUGGAUCAUGCACGAGAAGAUCUGUUCCUUACUCUAUACAGCCUACUUUGAAGGGAAGAACUUUUGGGGGACCAAUAAGGAACACAACAAACACAAUGAGGAAUUAUAUUUCUAUAUCAAAAAGAAUGAACCAACCUUGGCUCGGAAGUGGCAAUCUAUGACAGCAGACGCGGAGUUUGGCAUCACCAAAGGAGAUGCUAAAAAUGUUCCCCAAGAAAUCUCGUCUGCCUUUAAAGGCAUCAUUGUUUCUGCAUACUGCCAAGGGACCACAACUCAUGGAAUCCAAUACCACGACGCAGUCAAAGUCGUUGAUAUCCACACUCAACUCAUUCAGGAGAUCACUGAUAGAGCUCGCAAUUUGUCAUUACGAAUUCAAAGGGACAUGCUCUUUUCGCAGGUCAAACUUUUAUACUUUAGUCCCAGAACCAAGCGAGAUACCUGUCGCAAAUACCAAAUUUCAAUGAGAAACGCAGCAUAUCCCGACGUCAAAUCCAAGGGCAGCGAUUCUGUGUUGGGUACCAUUCGAUUUGGACUUAACCUGGAUAUAGAUGAAAAUGGGAAGCGCAAAAAAUUACUUAUACCACUUGUUAUCACGGAAUCUGAUGUGAAAUGGUGCCUAGCGGAUGAGGAUGAAGAAGUCUAG
Messenger RNA from Psilocybe cubensis, 1353 nucleotides. RefSeq lists its product as uncharacterized. The transcript is spliced from 4 exons. The record is from RefSeq and is a predicted model, not a curated record. NCBI's taxonomy places the organism in Eukaryota, Fungi, Basidiomycota, Agaricomycetes, Agaricales, Agrocybaceae. Bases 1 to 1353 code for a protein of 450 amino acids.